Biomphalaria glabrata is the source of this 5684-nucleotide messenger RNA. Its product is annotated as copine-3-like. The transcript has 16 exons. Gene Ontology annotation, cellular component: plasma membrane. The record is from RefSeq and is a predicted model, not a curated record. Lineage: Eukaryota; Metazoa; Mollusca; Gastropoda; Planorbidae. Gene Ontology annotation, molecular function: calcium-dependent phospholipid binding. Gene Ontology annotation, biological process: cellular response to calcium ion. Bases 557 to 2275 code for a protein of 572 amino acids.
AAUUUGAUUGCAGUGUUUGUUUCCGAUAUGGUUUAGAAUUCUUUCGCAAGACUUCUGACUUGCACGGACCAUUUGUUAAAUUUAGACUUUAGUCUAGAUUUCAGGCCUUACACUUUGCGAACUUGAGCCCUUUGGUUGCCAUUGCGCAAGAAUUGAAAUGUAAAAAGGAAAAAAAAAACUUUCUUCAAAGCAGCAACGUAGACUCUAGUCUAGACUCUUUAAGUUUAACUCUACUUUUCUCUAGUCAUUAAUUAAGUCAAGUCUAGUCAGGACUUACUUAGACUUACUAAACUUACUUGACAGUCUUGACUUAGGACUUAGAUCUAGAGAUCUAGAAAUAGUAGAUUAUCUAGAUUACCUAUUCGCACUUACUUGACUUAGUCUUAGUCUUUAAAAUUAAAUUUAGAUCGAUAUCUUUGGACCGUAUACAGAAUUUUCAUAUUUACUAGUGGAUGGUUCACUGACAUCAGAAGCACAUAUUUUGAACUAUUUGCACUUAUCUCUCAGUUCCUCAUUAACUUUUAUUGAGUGCUCAAAAUAUAAUCUAAAAAAAAAGAUGUCGUACCCUGUCUACCCCAGUGCAGUACCUCGAGCAGCCAAUGAGUUUCUCUCAAAAGUAGAACUGUACAUUGAAUGUAAAAAUUUGCUGAAUCGUGAUGUAAUGUCCAAGUCAGAUCCCUGUGCAGUUCUCUACAUGUCUCGUAAAGGUGGUCCAAUGGAUGAGAUUGGUCGAACUGAGAAUGUAAAGAAUUGUUUAGAUCCAAAGUUUGCCAAACCUAUCACUGUCAAUUAUUACUUUGAGGAGGUUCAGAAAAUAAAGAUAGCUAUCUAUGAUGUUGACAACACGACCUACACAUUAUCUGAUGAUGAUUUCCUUGGCCAACUGGAAUGUACAUUGGGAACACUGGUGUCCAAUAGUCCAUAUGUAAAACCAUUGCUGAUGAAAGAUGGGACCAAUAAAGCUGGUAAUGGUCAGAUGACUGUGAGAGCGGAAGAAGUUAAAGAAGGUGGUGAGGUGGCACAGAUCAUGUUCAAGGCCAAAAAGCUAGACAAUAAGGAUUUUAUGGGUAAGUCUGACCCUUACCUUGAGAUCAUGAAGCCAACAAUAGAUGGUGGAUGGCAAGUCAUUCAUCGAACAGAGGUUGUUAAAAAUAAUUUGAAUCCAUCUUGGCGUCCAGUCAAUAUCUCUGUACACAGUUUAUGUGGAGGUAACAGACAACAACCGAUUAAGAUUGAUUGCUAUGACUGGGACAGUGAUGGCUCCAAUGACUACAUUGGAGGUUUUACAACAACACUAGAAGAAAUACUCAAGUCAUCUGCAGGAGAGAUUUCAUUCCCUUGCAUCAAUCCCAGCAAGCAAGCUAAGAAAAAAAAUUAUACAAAUUCUGGCGUUAUCUUUAUCUCCUCAUGUCAGCUUGUUAAAGAACACACAUUUUUAGAAUAUGUUUUUGGGGGAAUGCAAAUAAAUUUUACAGUGGGUAUAGACUUCACAGCAUCAAAUGGCAAUCCUUCCCAGUCUUCAUCCCUUCACUACAUCAAUCCCUAUGCUCCUAAUGAAUAUAUGGCUGCUAUUAAAGCUGUUGGAGAAGUGUGUCAGGACUAUGACUCAGACAAGUUAUUCCCUGCUUUAGGUUUUGGUGCCCGAAUUCCACCAUCUACUCAAGUAUCCCAUGAAUUUGCAAUUAACUUCAAUCCUCAGAAUCCAUUUUGUGCAGGUAUUGAUGGAGUUCUAGCCGCCUACACCAACUGUAUACAGUACGUACAGUUAUAUGGUCCCACCAUUGUUUCACCCAUCAUCAACCAUGUGGCAAGGUUUGCACAGGCUGCCCAGCAGGAAGAGCCAGCCAAGGGAGCACAUGCUUACUAUGUACUCCUUCUUCUGACUGAUGGUGUGUUGAGUGAUAUGGGAGACACCAAAAAUGCCAUUGUACAAGCCAGCAAGCUACCAAUGUCACUCAUCAUUGUAGGGGUGGGCAAUGCAGAUUUCUCUGACAUGAAUGAAUUGGAUGGUGACAAUGGUGUUCUUAAGUCACUGUCUGGAGAGCCAGUUAAAAGAGACAUUGUACAAUUUGUCCCCUUUAGAGAAUUUAAACAGAAGUCACCAGCAGAAUUGGCUAGUCAUGUCCUAGCAGAAGUCCCCAAACAAGUCACAUCCUAUUAUAAAAUGAGAGGUAUUAAGCCAAGUCCUCCUAGGGUUGCUCCAGCAGGUCCAGUCUACCCUGGACAGGCUCCAGUAAUGCCACCUGGGCCAGCAGCACCAUCACCAGUAGUUUAAAGCAUGUAGACUUGUGUCCGUUAUGACAUCAUUCUUGUUUUUUGAGUCUUAUGUUGUUUUGUUGAUGUUUUUUUUUUCUACUUUUAUUCUAAUUGUUGUUGUUUGAUGUUUUUACUUUUUGAUGUGAUCUCUUCUUUAUGGAUAUAUGUUAGACAAUUACAGUUCCAAUUUUGUUUUCUUUCAAGUCUUCAGGUUUAUAUUUAUUUUUAUUAUUUUAAAGUGUUUUUUUUUUUUAAUUAAUCAAAGCCAAAAUGUUUUGCUCUAAGUACAUGACUCGAAAACACAUUUCAAAUGAUAAGGUCACCUCAUAUUAGGUUGAGAAUGUCUGUAAAAGCUAUAAGUCUGAUUCUGUCAGAUAUGUUUGUAUUAUUUGUAAGACAUACAUUCACAUUUAUUCAUUCUAGAACUUAUUAGGUUAUACUCAGCAAUAUUAAGGUUUUACCCUCAUUUAUUACCAAAUCUUUAACUUGGUAUUACACACGAGAUCACUUCAUUUCUUUUAUACCAUCUCUGGUGUAGGAAAACUGUGCAACAUAUAUUAUAGGUGUUGAACAAAUGAAUUCCAAAGAACAACAUGUACAUAUAUUUAGUACAAUAUAAAGAAAAAAGUCAUUUGGCAGUAUCAGACCAAUUUGACUUGCUCAAGUAUUUAUCUUCUAGUGAAGUCACUCUCAAUAUUCUAUAUUACGUGCACCAUUUUGUUCUACAUUCUUUUACUAUUAUUGUAGUACUUGUAAUGUGUAUUUUACAUCAUUUAAAUUUGUGUCUUCAUUUCUAUCAGCUUAUUAUUGUAGUUUUCAUUUACAAUGGACUUGUUCAUUUAUUUUGCUAAAUUUCUGUUAAUUGUAUUCAAUGGGCAUAUCAAGUUUAUUCAUUCUUUUAGUAAAACACAUUUUUUUUUCAAUAAACUUCUAAACAUUGUUUUAACAUGGUAUGUAAUGUUAUUAUCUAAAUGAUUUUAUUAUCACAAUGUUUUAUACAAAUAUUUAAAAACAUUUCCUCUGGUUUUAUGUUCAGCUUUUGGAUUAUAAUGCCAAGACAUGUUACCUAUUCAUUGAUUUGAAGGUUGCACCAAAUUGUUGCAUAAGAAUACUUGAAAACUGCAUUUACAUUAUUUUUUUAAAGCCAAACUAUUAUCUUCAGCACCUUGCUAUGAACUUAAAAAUUAUUGUUACACAAUUUCUUUGAAACGUUAUGGAUAAUUGUUUAAAUGUUAUUUCAUAAUUGAUAUGCUAAUUAUUUCAAAUAUCUAAAUAAGCAUUAUUGAAUGCCCAUGUGUCAAAAUUUUUUAUACAUCUAUGCAUAGUAUAUAUAUAUUUAUAUUCAGCUAAAACAUGGUUCCCAUUUAUCUUAGUUUGAUCCACAAGCAAAGUUAACAUGGCAAAAAGAUUUCUCUUGUAUAGAAAAGUAUCUCAGGAUUUCUGUUAUUUAGUUUAAAGUAGAAGUACUUAGGCAUUACUGCACUUGGUCAGUGAUUUUGUUUCUAGCAGCUUAAACAAUGUAUGUAUGCUAAACUUUCCUGAUUUUGUUUCUAGUUGAUAAAUGUAUGUAUGCUAAACUUUCCUGAUUUUGUUUCUAGUUGAUAAAUGUAUGUAUGCUAAACUUUCCUGAUCCUCCUGGCAGAAUGCUGUGAUUGUAUAGAACUGAAACUCAAAAUUGGACAAUGAACUGUUCACUUACCACAGUGACUGUUCACAUUCGUUUUGACCUCUAUGUUCAAUGUGAAUGGGGCUUGGGGUUCAUUAUGAAUGUACAUUUUACUAGAGAAUUCUUUUGUUCCUGUAAUUUUUUUCUUUAAUCAGACUUUUUUUUUAAUUCACAAAAUAGGUCAAGCUCUAUGUUACAUUACUUCAAUAAAAAAGCUAUCUUAGGAUACAAAGUGAAAUGUAUCAGAGAAUUGUAUUGUACCAUAGGUAAUAGACAUAUACGAUACCACUUCAAUUAGUACUGUGUUCAUUGGCUGAUCAUUCAUCUGUUUAUGUCAAGACUCCUCUAAGCAAUAUGUCAAAUCCCUCUGCAGCUGUUACAUGGCCCUUUGUUAAACAACUUCUGGUAGAUCUGAACCUUUUUUUUUCUUUCUUGUUUUCUAUGUUAGAAGUUUCUGUUUGAUGUUGGUGAGCAAUACACCAGUAACUUUCAUCCAUGUUGAGGAGGCCAUUGCUGUUUAACCCUUUUGCCAUUAUGAAUAACUAUGCUUGUCACCUGCUGUAAUUUCACUGUGUCAAGGACACUGCCUGGUUUUAGUGUCUGGCUUCUAUCAUUAUGUUGGCAUCAGUCUAUCUAUAUGUAUGGACCAUUAUAACUGACAUCUGUAUCAAAUUAAUAUUUUCUUUUUUAUGCAUAGACUUAAAGUGUGUUCAAAAAUUAAGUGUUGUAACGUUAUGUAGACCAAAUUAAGAAGUUUGUUUUUCAUUUCUGUAAAAGUUAUUGGAGCUUACAGGAUUUCAUGUAUAUAAUAAAACUAUAAAGCUUUGUUUCAUACAUUAGCCAUUUCUAGUUUCAUUCAAAUCUGCUAGCAUUUUAGUCAUUAAAACAAAUUGAGGUUAAAUUAUUAAUUUUUUUGGUCGAAUCCUGAACAGUUAUGUCUAUAAGCUAGUUUAUGUCUACUAAUGUGUUUUAUCAAGUUUGACCCCUGUUCAUAAGGAAAUUUGGGUAAGAAUAAAAUAAACUCAUCACAUUUCAUAAUGUGUAGAAACAAAUUUCGAUCUAUAUUUAUUUACAGUAUAAUUGUUAAUAUUGAAUCGUUUUGUUUUUUUGUUUUACCUUUUGUUCCAAUCUAGCAAUCUUGUAUUUUUAUGUGUGUGCUCAUUUUUACAAGUCUAUUUUUGUACACUUGUUUCCCCAAUUACUAAAAUAUGCUACAAAUUAUUUCAAUUUUUAAAUUAUUGUUUUUUUGGGCAAUACUUAACUUCAGAUAAGAUUUUCAUUGCAGGCAAUUUCCUUUUCUAUAGCAAGUAGAUGUCUUCCCUAACAAAACAUCACCUUCAUUUGCUCAAAAAUGUCAUUUGUUUUGUUUUUUUUGUAAUAUGCAAAAUUGAUAAACCUUUUUUUUCUGUUUUGUGACAUUUAUAGAGCUUUGACUUGUGUGUCUAGUCUUUUUUUUUUUAUUUUUUUUUUUUUAUAACUUUAGAUUAUAGAGAUGGACAGUUUUAUGUCAGCUUAUAUUGUUUGGUUUUUAUUCAAUUGAAAUAUAAUGAACUGACACAUUUUGAAGACAAUCUCUUUAAGUGAUGUAUUUUUGUAUGAUUCAUUGGAUGUGACUGUUUUUUAAAUGUAUUUGUUGAUAAAUUUUUUUUUAUAUAGACAUUUAUAUGUAUACUUUAUAUUUACAUAUAUAUCUUCAUAUACAUUGAUGCAUUCAUUUGAUUUUGUCAUAGAAUCUAAAUAUAAAUAAAGAACAACAAACACU